This is a messenger RNA of Enterobius vermicularis (human pinworm), 528 nucleotides long. The record is from the annotation of a GenBank genome assembly. NCBI's taxonomy places the organism in Eukaryota, Metazoa, Nematoda, Chromadorea, Rhabditida, Oxyuridae.
AUGUCUGGUGCACAAUCGCUGUCUCGUCAAAACUAUUCAGCAGAAGUUGAAGCAGCAGUAAAUAAACAGAUUAAUGCUGAGUUUUGUUCUAGUUAUGUUUACCUUAGUAUGGCAACUUACUUUUCUCGAAGUGAAGUAUGCUUACCACACAUUUCUAAAUGGAUGAAGAAACAAAGUGAUGAAGAACGAGAGCACGCUUUGAUGCUUGUUCAAUUCCAAACACUUCGUGGUGGCAGAGUUCAAUUUGAAGCAAUUCGUAAGCCAGAAAGGGAAGAAUGGGGAAGUGCUUUGGAGGCUUUUAAGGCUGCCUUGGUACUUGAGAAACAAAUAAAUGAAUCUCUACUCGCUCUUCAUGCUGUCGGCGAGAAACAGAAAGAUCCGCAUUUGUGUGGAUUCAUAGAAGAAAAAUUCUUGCGUUCUCAGGUGAAAAGCAUUGAUGAAAUAUCGCGUUAUGUUUCAAUAUUGACAAGAGCUGGAACAGGACUGGAAAUUUAUAAUAGUGAUCCAGAAGUGAUUGCUAAAGGUUGA